UUAACCGGAAGUUGGGGAUGUGUUACCCUUCACUGGGUGCGAUUGACUGUUUUAUGCACGCAGAGCGAUGCUGGCGAUCAGAAAUGUUGGAUUUAUGCAAUGCGUCCUUUCCCAGCAUAGGCUAAAAUAUUCGGUAACAGAGUUCGGUUUGAGAAGUCUGUUCAGCGCGUCAGCUGAGGUCAAGAGCAGCGAUGACAUGCCAAUACAGAUGGAUAAUCCAUACAAGGAACUGCCCAAAGGCUGUAUACUUUGCAAUAUCACAGUGGAUCAUAAAAAUGUGCAGCUCCUGUCUCAGUUUGUCUCACCUCAUACCGGCCGCAUUUAUGGAAGGCACAUAACAGGCUUGUGCGGCCGGAAGCAAAAAGAAGUUUCUAAAGCCAUAAAGAAAGCUAUCAACAUGGGUUUUAUGUCUGUGACAUUCAAAGACCCCUCUUUCCUGAAGGACCCAAACAUCUGCAACAUCAAGCAUCUGGAGUAACUGCCCAAACCUUCUGCUGCCACAGUAAAUCUGAAUGUACACAGUAAAGUGCUUGCCCCUUUUUAAUUCAUGAAACUUGGAUUCCUUUGUAUAAAUAAAUAUGCUAUUCUCCCA
Molecule: messenger RNA, 592 nt
Organism: Scleropages formosus (Asian bonytongue)
Lineage: Eukaryota; Metazoa; Chordata; Actinopteri; Osteoglossiformes; Osteoglossidae
Gene: mrps18c
Product: mitochondrial ribosomal protein S18C
Exons: 6
Coding region: 68-478 (136 amino acids)
Biological process (GO): mitochondrial translation
Cellular component (GO): mitochondrial small ribosomal subunit; ribosome
Molecular function (GO): structural constituent of ribosome; small ribosomal subunit rRNA binding
Source: RefSeq, a predicted model, not a curated record